UGACAGUCGUUCUUGGCAAAUCAACCUUGUGCUUGUUGGGGGGCAAGCAACACUAUUGAAAUCGUGGCUGCUUUUUAUACAAUUUCUUGCAGGCACUCGGAAGUAGUGAUGAAUUCCACGAAAACCAGGCCAUACAUCGACCUUAUCGCUGCUUUUGUACGUGGAUCUUUCGUAUGUGAAACACUACCUAGCACAAUUCGUCAACCGUGACACAUCUAACGAGUAUUCUAAUCUGUUUCGAAAUGUGCUCCACAUAACCUUGACUUACGAGAUGAGAAAUUCUCCUUCAGACUCUCGACUCCGGACACUCAAGGUCACAUUCUUUGAGCUCUCUAAGGGUGCUCUGCACUCACAAGUCAGCAGCAGCAAAUAACUCAUUAUUAAUUAUUCUUACCGGUCCAACGUCACCAAACUCAUGCAAUCGACACUACGUGAGGCGUUGUUCCGAUGCUUGGUUCACCUGAUUCUCUUGGUUGACAGUCGUUCUUGGCACACUGGUGGAACCUGUGGUCAGAAUAUGCGAUGGGGUGCCACCGUAACCGGAAUUAUUUAUCCUCCGUUUAAAUACCGUUAUGAGUUUAUCGGGGGUAACCGUCUUUGGAGUGUUCCUAGCGCACCCAAUGUGUGGAGUUUCGCAGCUCCGCUCGUUUUAAAACCACAGUGCAGGUGAGCCUCUUACAAAGGCUUUCCUUGAUGCUAUUUGUCUAAAGACACAAGCACCUUCCGCAAAUCAUAUUCCAGACUUCAAGAGAAGGUUCUGUCUCUGGGCUGUAAAUUAAUUAAAAUCAAUACACGAAAACUUUGUGCGCCAUGAUUUCUUACAUUCGCGAGAAGCCAUAGCUCGAGAGUUUAACGAAUGUUAUGGUCUAUGAUACACGGUAGCAAAUGCGAGGAAUAGGCACCAGGCUGCAUUCAGCUCAGAAAGGUCGAAAUCAGCUUGCACUGUGAGUGAUCGUCGUCCGGAGCACAUCAUGUAACACCGCAAUUUGGGGAGUCGUGAGAGAAAAUGGCGAAUGGCCACACAACUGCGUAGUGGGGAGCGACGACUCUUGCCGAAAUUCAAGUUCGAUAGUUUGUGUCAAUUGCCGUCGACGUUGUGGUGCUGGAGGGCUUGGCAUCAUGGUGGCUCAAAAAGAAGACGUCCUGCUAAAGGAUGGGAAGAGUGAGCUCGACCUUGGAAUUGAGAGGAGUAUCCGUCGCUGUGAAGAUCUUCUUUCCAUGGUCCCAAUCUCUUUGCAAUCCACAUUUGCUGAUGGAGCAUUCAAGAGAGUUUCGCUCAGAAAAGAUGUGGCAGUACCGCAGUUCGAGAGCAAAUUAAGCGGACUGGAGUUUGAGUGGACAAGGAACAUGGGGCUUCUCAGCGGCAUGAAUCCUUCCACGGUGGAUGAAUCCGACACACGAAGUAUUGACGAUUCGGCCUUUUCGGAGAAACUUUUGGAGAAGCCUCAGAAUCGAAUGUUGAUAUCAGCACCGUCAAAAUCCACAAGCAAUUCAUCACUAUCCAGUCAGCAGGUCAACUGUACACCACUGCAGGGUGGAGUUAGAGGCGCAACCGAUGAGGUAUUUCUUAAGAAGAUUCACGUUAAAAGACGGUGCGCUCGCAGCAAUGACGGACUGCACACCGUCAGUGCUUCAGAAGAUUGGACAGUUAAUUUUUCUGAGACAUCAGGGACUACCACCUCUACUUCUCUGAGUGGAACCCAGAAUGACCACGGCGUUGAAUUCGCGAGGGUCGAAGGUGCCAAAGAAUCCUCUCCAAAUAAGGAAAGUGAGAAGCAAACAAAAAGUGGAAUGGGGUCGUCAUUUAGAAUGGAGAAAAACGACAAGAAAACUUUCCUAAUUUGCGGUGAAGCGGUUCAAAUGGAAGAUGUGUCCCAACUUAAACCGCAUCUACCGUCAAAAACGGUCAGUCCAACUGAAGGGGGUGAGGCAGAAAAACUUGGUACAAGAAAAGUUGGCAUAUCCAUGCACUCGAACACAAGCAGAAGCUCUGAGGGAACGUUCGAGGCUCCCUGUUUCACGAGUACGAGUCCAAAGAAUUGUGAAGAGGCUUGGGAGUGGCUUGACAAGCGUUCUAAUGUUCAGAAUAUAUUGCCAUCUGAUCUCAAUUAUGAAGGAGGCAUCAUACAUGAAACUAAUCUUGAAACCUCAGAUAAGAAAGUUCAGCAUUUACUGCGGCCACGGUUGCAAUCCGAUGGAAAAAUCCUAGAUCAGUUGCAUCUGUCUCUCAAGUCUGCUGAAAAGACAGCCACAUUAAAACCAAGAGGAACCACAACCAAUUCAAGACGGACGCAGGAAAUGCCUGCGAUGGACAGAGCAAUUAGGUGCCAAGACGGAAGGCAAACUUUGUCCAGAGAAUCACAUAAAUUGGGCACUACAGAUGGGAAACUAAAAACCCACGUUGCAGCGAUGGCAAGGCUCAGGCGGCUGGCAAAACCUCGAACUGCACUACAUCAGCGGUGUGCACAAAUCAGAGCUUUGAAGGAAGAAGAACAGAUGUCUGAGUGCUCGUUUAAGCCUAAUGUGGGAAGGAGACCGAGUCCUGGCUCACCACUAUUGGUGCCCAUCUUUGAUCGCAUUGGUGAGAUGAAACAGCGAAUUGAACUCCGGAAACGAGCACGAAAAAUUAUAGAAAAGGAGGAAUUGGAACAGUGUUCUUUCAGGCCAAAAAUCAACUUAACCUCGGUGUACCUGGAUAAGGAGGCAUAUCAGCCCAUUCAAGAGCGACUUCAAGAGCUUCUGAGGAAAAGGCAUGAAAGAAUUGCUUUAGCACGAGCCCAAGAUGCUAAAGAAAAAGGACUCACUUUCAAGCCCGCCAUUAACAGAAAAUCUGUUCGCCUAUUCAAGCAGAAAGGUUUGGAAGCGAUCAAAGUUUCCGAUCGUUUGUCCAGCAGCACACCAUCUCCGUCCGAUGGACAUGGAGACUGUCGGGCAAGAAAGUACAGGCCAAAGGAUGAGUGCACGUUCGCCCCAGAGAUAAACCCCAACACGGAUUAUAUACUGUCCGGGUCUGCACUCGACGGAUUUAGCUUUUUGACGCGUCAGCAACAAUUCCUGCGUAGACUUGAGCAAAGGAAGAAGCAGAAGGAGAUGGAACUGCCCUGCGGUCACACAUUCCGGCCCAACAUUGGAAAUGCGUCUAUGAUUCUACAAUGUUCUACUCUGCAAGAUGGCAAUGAGAAAACGCUUAAUGAGAGAUUGGAACGACUUUCUCAUAGAGACAAUCAACGACGUUAUUACAUUCGCCAAAAGAUUUCAGAUAACUACUACUCGCAAUUCAAGUUCCAACCAAAGAUUGAUCAAAUGUCAAAGAUUCUUUCUGCAUCUACAAACCUACAUGAACUUUACAAGAAUGAGAAAGGUAAGCGGACAAAGGAAGCACUUCAACAAGCUGCAGAGCAAGAAUUUGUGCAAACGUGCACUUUCCAUCCUGAGGUAAACACACGUAAAUCAGCAAUCUCAGUGGAUAGUGUUCUUCGAAAUCGUCGGAAGUUUCGCGAGGAUAAAGCGAAGAACUUUGAACAGCUCCGGUUGCAGAUGGAGAUGCAGGAGGUCAAGGAAUGCACAUUUAAACCUGAUGUUCAUCCAGUGCCUCCCAAAGAAAAAGAACCAGUGGUUAUCAAAGGCUUGGGACGCCAUCUAGAGCUCCAGGAUCUAGCCAAACAAAUGAAGAAGGAGCAGGAAGAAUGGGAGCGCAAAGUCUUCCUUACCCGUGUACAUGAUUUGCCAAAACGACAGUACACAAUACCUAAGCCAUUCACUCUUCAUAGUGGACGCACUACUCAGAAGGUUACAGCACCACAAAAUGACAUCAACAACCUUCCAGCCACACCAAAGACCAUAUGCUCGAGUGGGUCAGAUCAUGCUGAAAGCGACGGUAACACCAAAAUAGAUAGUUGCAGUAACAUGUCAAUAUGCACUUCCUCUUGUGAGAAAAGAGAAACAGAGUGCAAUACCUUGUAA
This is a messenger RNA of Physcomitrium patens, 3963 nucleotides long. NCBI's taxonomy places the organism in Eukaryota, Viridiplantae, Streptophyta, Bryopsida, Funariales, Funariaceae. The record is from RefSeq and is a predicted model, not a curated record.